Symphalangus syndactylus (siamang) is the source of this 1149-nucleotide messenger RNA. It is a transcript of the gene DGCR6, whose product is annotated as DiGeorge syndrome critical region gene 6. Lineage: Eukaryota; Metazoa; Chordata; Mammalia; Primates; Hylobatidae. The record is from RefSeq and is a predicted model, not a curated record.
UCGUAAAAGGGGCAGGACGCGCCGCGCUCGGGAUGACGUGAGCUAGUGGCGCUCGUCGCUGCAGCUGGCGGCUAGCGGGCAUCCACGCCAUGGAACGCUACGCGGGCGCCUUGGAGGAGGUGGCGGACGGUGCCCGGCAGCAGGAGCGACACUACCAGCUGCUGUCGGCGCUACAGAGCCUGGUGAAGGAGUUGCCCAGCUCAUUCCAGCAGCGCCUGUCCUACACCACGCUCAGCGACCUGGCCCUGGCGCUUCUCGACGGCACCGUGUUCGAAAUCGUGCAGGGGCUACUGGAGAUCCAGCAUCUCACCGAAAAGAGCCUGUACAACCAGCGCCUGCGCCUACAGAACGAGCACCGAGUGCUCAGGCAGGCGCUGCGGCAGAAGCACCAGGAAGCCCAGCAGGCCUGCCGGCCCCACAACCUGCCUGUGCUUCAGGCGGCUCAGCAGCGAGAACUAGAGGCGGUGGAGCACCGGAUCCGUGAGGAGCAGCGGGCGAUGGACCGGAAGAUUGUCCUGGAGCUGGACCGGAAGGUGGCUGACCAGCAGAGCACACUGGAGAAGGCGGGGGUGGCUGGCUUCUACGUGACCACCAACCCACAGGAGCUGAUGCUGCAGAUGAACCUGCUGGAACUCAUCCGGAAGCUGCAGCAGAGGGGCUGCCGGGCAGGGAAGGCAGCCCUGGGACUGGGAGGUCCCUGGCAGCCGCCUGCUGCCCAGUGUGACCAGAAAGGCAGCCCUGUCCCACCAUAGCCACAGGCAGCAGAAGUCUGGGCAGAGUUCAUCUUCUUGACCUUUGGCCACUGCCUUCCCAGCUGCCCACAGGGGUCCCCCUGCUGAGGAGAGGCCGGGUGGACCCCGGCUGCCUGUCAUCCUUCGUCUGGGACUUGCUGCCAAACGCUAGGAUAGUCUCAUAAAGGGGAGGCCGGCCCAGCCUCCCGCUGUCUGCUUCAGGGCCAGGCAGAGAGUGAGGCUGGGGGUUCUCACACCUUACUCCACGGGGCACAUCCCAACCUGCACUGGGACCUACCCAAGAGCUUGUUUUGGUCUCAGCCGCUCCCUUGGCAGCUGCAGCUGCCAUGCAGAAGAGGCUCCCAGGCCCAAGCUGUGUGUGACCCAGAGAAAUAAAGAUGCCUCAGUGUGGCCCACA